GUGUACUGGCUAGGCUUUGUUCAAAGAAGUAUCGGAAAGUCAAAAAUGGAGUCCUGCGCUGCAAAUGCUAAAAGUCUCGAAGAUCUUUUAAGUGCGAAGCAAUUACAACAUAUAUUGGAUAGGCUUGCCAAAUCUGGAGCUGAGCUUGUCAGCUAUGACCUCAAAUCAGCGACCCAAGGUAUCGCCGGGUUCCUUGGGGACCACUUAAGGCUGACACUUCACGUCAAGGAGGAGUUUGUAAGGAAGAUACACUUGUUCGUUAAAACUAUACCGAUGGGCAACCAACCUAAGGCUGAAUUUAUUACGCAAAAUCAGUUUAAUAAGAGGGAAGCGUUAAUGUUCAAGCUGUUUGAGGAGAUGGGGGGGACUGAGGAUCCGAACCCUUGGCGACCGAAAGCUUAUAUUUACACCGAAAACAUAUUAGUGAUGCCUGAUCUCUGCGCGGAGGGAUACAAAUCGUUUCCUGCUAAGAAAUAUUUGGAUAAAAACCACGUCUUAGUCACCAUGGCAUCUAUUGCUCGCUUUCACGCAGCCUUCUUCAACUUUAUUACUAAGAAAACUGCCAAUGGAAAGAAAUCCUACCAUUUUCUAGAUGAUUGUAGCCAUAUUAUGACUGAACCGAUUUUUAUCGACUCGCCGUGGCUACAUACCGCUGCGAAAUUAACUAGCCAAUUUCUAAAAGAACUAUCACUAAAUUCUGAAGGCUAUUCGAACGAUUUAGAGGAAAGAUUAGUUGAUUUUUAUGUUAAGGCGUGUGAAAGUUUAAAAUUAUACGAAGAGACUUUAAAUGUCAUCAUUCAUAAGGAUUUGUGGAUGAAUAACAUAUUGUUUCGUUAUAAUGGAGAUCUGGUCACCAAUGCUGUGAUAAUAGAUUAUCAGUGUACGCGUUUUGCUCCACCGGCCUUUGACAUCAUGGGGUUUCUGUAUUUAACUACAUCAAGAAGAUUCCGUGAGUGUUACGAAAAUGAAGUAUUGCGGCAUUAUUACUCAGUUUUUUUGGAAUCCUUAGAUAAUGAUUCAAAACGAAGAUUGGAUAGCUUGAAAUAUAAUCUUGACACUUUUCUGGAUUGGUGUGAGAAGGCAAGAAUGUUUGGUAUGAUGGAAGCAGCGACGAUAUUCCCAUACAUUCUAAUGGACCCAGUUAAAGCGCAGAAGACCUUCGAUAAUCCUGAAACUUACAUGGAAUAUUUGAUAGAAGACCGAUCGGUUCCAGUGAUAGAACAUGCUAGAGAAAACGAUUCAUAUAGAACAAAACAGUUGGAACUUUAUGAAGAAUUAGUUGAAAAAUAUAUUUCACAUUAUUAUAUCGGAAAGUCAAAAAUGGAGUCCUGCGCUGCAAAUACUACAAGUCUCGAAGAUCUUUUAAGUGCGAAGCAAUUACAACAUAUAUUGGAUAGGCUUGCCAAAUCUGGAGCUGAGCUUGUCAGCUAUGACCUCAAAUCAGCGACCCAAGGUAUCGCAGGGUUCCUCGGGGACCACUUAAGGCUGACACUUCACGUCAAGGAGGAGUUUGUAAGGAAGAUACACUUGUUCGUAAAAACUAUACCGAUGGGCAACCAACCUAAGGCUGAAUUUAUUACGCAAAAUCAGUUUAAUAAGAGGGAAGCGUUAAUGUUCAAGCUGUUUGAGGAGAUGGGGGGGACUGAGGAUCCGAACCCUUGGCGACCGAAAGCUUAUAUUUACACCGAAAACAUAUUAGUGAUGCCUGAUCUCUGCGCGGAGGGAUACAAAUCGUUUCCUGCUAAGAAAUAUUUGGAUAAAAACCACGUCUUAGUCACCAUGGCAUCUAUUGCUCGCUUUCACGCAGCCUUCUUCAACUUUAUCACUAAGAAAACUGCCAAUGGAAAGAAAUCCUACCAUUUUCUAAAUGAUUGUAGCCAUAUUAUGACUGAACCGACUUUUAUCGACUCGCCGUGGCUACACACCGCUGCGAAAUUAACUAGCAAAUUCCUAAAAGAACUAUCACUAAAUUCUGAAGGCUAUUCGAACGAUUUGGAGGAAAGAUUAGUUGAUUUUUAUGUUAAGGCGUGUGAAAGUUUAAAAUUAUACGAAGAGACUUUAAAUGUCAUCAUUCAUAAGGAUUUGUGGAUGAAUAACAUAUUGUUUCGUUAUAAUGGAGAUCUGGUCACCAAUGCUGUGAUAAUAGAUUAUCAGUGUACGCGUUUUGCUCCACCGGCCUUUGACAUCAUGGGGUUUCUGUAUUUAACUACAUCAAGAAGAUUCCGUGAGUGUUACGAAAAUGAAGUAUUGCGGCAUUAUUACUCAGUUUUUUUGGAAUCCUUAGAUAAUGAUUCAAAACGAAGAUUGGAUACCUUGAAAUAUAAUCUUGACACUUUUCUGGAUUGGUGUGAGAAGGCAAGAAUGUUUGGUAUGAUGGAAGCAGCGACGAUAUUCCCAUACAUUCUAAUGGAUCCACUUAAAGCGCAGAAGACCUUAGAUAAUCCUGAAACUUACAUAGAAUAUUUGAUAGAAGACCGAUCGGUUCCAGUGAUAGAACAUGCUAGAGAAAACGAUUCAUAUAGAACAAAACAGUUGGAACUUUAUGAAGAAUUAGUUGAAAAAUAUAUUUCACAUUAUUAAGAAAAAAAUAAAUGUCUUGAUCAUUCUAAGUUCGUAAGCUUCCGAAAUUUCUGUCAACAAACC
Messenger RNA from Nymphalis io (European peacock), 2643 nucleotides. RefSeq lists its product as uncharacterized. Bases 46 to 2580 code for a protein of 844 amino acids. The record is from RefSeq and is a predicted model, not a curated record. Lineage: Eukaryota; Metazoa; Arthropoda; Insecta; Lepidoptera; Nymphalidae. The transcript has 4 exons.